Molecule: messenger RNA, 2881 nt
Organism: Cynocephalus volans (Philippine flying lemur)
Lineage: Eukaryota; Metazoa; Chordata; Mammalia; Dermoptera; Cynocephalidae
Gene: HEATR3
Product: HEAT repeat containing 3
Exons: 15
Coding region: 155-2197 (680 amino acids)
Biological process (GO): ribosomal large subunit biogenesis; protein import into nucleus
Source: RefSeq, a predicted model, not a curated record
UGCGCGCUUCUUCCCCAUGUGUACUUGGGCCGUCAGCCGACCCAGCUGAGCAGAGGAGGCACUAAACCCUCUCGGCGAUAAUACCUUGUCACUAGCUGGGCAGCCUCUACCGCCUGCCGUUGCCCUCCUCUCUGUCCACACAGCGCACGUCGCCAUGGGCAAGAGCCGGACGAAGCGUUUCAAGCGACCUCAGUUCUCCCCUACCGGCAACUGUCAGACUGAGGCGGCUGCAGCAGCGAAUGGGACUGGAGGCGAGGAGGACGACGGGCCGGCGGCAGAGCUGCUAGAAAAGCUCCAGCACCCGAGCGCCGAGGUCCGCGAGUGCGCCUGCGCGGGGCUGGCCCGGCUGGUGCAGCAGCGGCCCGUGCUCCCGGGCCUGGCUCGUCGCGACGCCGUUCGCCGGCUCGGGCCGCUGCUGCUCGAUCCCAGCCUGGCCGUCAGGGAGACGGCGGCCGGCGCGCUCAGAAAUCUCAGUGCUUGUGGAGGUUUUGAAGUUUGCGAUGACAUGGUGACUAAGGAUAUCAUGACUCCUCUGGUCGCACUGCUAAAAGAGUGUAGUGCUGGACUGGAUUCAAAUGAGAUGUCUCCACAGGAGAAAAAAGAUCAGAACAGAAAUUCUGUUGAGAACAUAGUCAAUGAGGCUGUGAACGUGCUGUGGAAUAUAUGUGAAUGCAGUAGUAGAGCAGUAUCUAUAUUCAACAAAGAAGGGUGUUUGGAGAUUGUAUUAAAGUAUUUAAGUAGGUUUUCCACCAAUGUUGACCUGGCUAUUUCAGUAGCAUAUUGUUUGCAGACGGUGACAGAAGAUAACCCAGAGCUACUGAAAUCUUUCAGUGUCACAGCAUUGCAUGUGCUGGAAUCAGCAAUGCUUUCUCCUGUCAGUUCCAUGGAAUACAUUCUACUGAAGACAUUGGUGGCAGGUACAAUUUGGAAUCUAAAGGACAUUAUUCCAUCCAAGAGUCAGGCAGAAAUCAUAAAUGCCAUAUUAAAGAUCUUAUCUGAAGUUUUGGAUAUGGAUGCUGGUGAAACGGUUAUUCAAAUGAAGGAGGCUGAAACUCAAAAGUUAAAAACUGCUGCAGAGAUGGAGGAUGUAUUAGAGAAUGCUAACGGUGAUGAUUUGAUUGAAGAUGAUGAAAUGGAAGAAAUUCCUCGUAAAAGAAAAGUCAGAAGAAAAACUUUCAUUUCCGAUUUACUACCACCCACUGACAAGGAACUGAGAGAGACCAAAGCAUUGCUGACAGCUCAGCAGACUGCUCUGGAAAUAAUUGUCAACAUGUGCUGUAAUGAAGAUCCCUCUGAUGAUGAAUGGGAAGAGCUGUCUAGCAGUGAUGAAAGCGAUGCGUUUAUGGAGAAUUCCUUCAGUGAGUGUGGCGGCCAGCUGCUGUCUCCCCUCUGCCUCUCCCAUGAGAUUCACACUGCUCUCACCAACUACCUCAUCCCAAAGAAGAUUUUUGAGAAAACUGCCUUUCCAAACAACAUUGCAGUUGACAUAUGUUCUAAGAACCCUACUUGGAAACCUUUGAUUAGAAAAAUGAACACUAUACAAUGUAGAGCCCUUGUGUGUCUCCAGAGUCUUGUGUCCCUCCUGGACAUGGACCAUCUGGGAGGAGCUCCAGCCCUUCAAGAACUUGCACAACAUCUGUCACAACUUCUUUUUUCUCAGCAAGAUUUUGCUAAACAUGCAGACUUUCUAGAAGCCAUGAGUAGUGCCUUGAGGGCCCUUUUGCAAACAAUGGCCUCCAAGAACAUUUCUCAGUGCAUGACUCCUGAUCAGCUGAUGACAUUAUGCAAAGCAGGCAUUCAUAGUAGUAAUGUCGGGGUUAGAGUGAAUGUUGUCAGUAUUUUAGGAAUCACUGGCAGUGUCCUAGCCAAAGAAGAUGGUACACUUGAAAUUCUUAAGACCAUUGGGUGCUUUCUACUUGAGGUGGCCACCAAAGAUCCUUCUCUUGUAGUAGCAGGAGAAGCUUUGGAUGCCCUCUUCGAUGUUUUUGCAGAUGGUACAGAAGCUGAAAGAGCCUCAAUUCAGAUUAAAUUGUUAUCUGCUCUGAAGGAAUUCCAGCCAGUCUUCAAAAUGAAGAUACGAAAAGAAGGGAGAGGUAAAUACAGUCCAGAUCAGCUGUGUGUUCUUGACAAUGUGAAGAUGAAUUUGAGAAGGUUUGUUACUUAUCAAGAAACUGUUGAGAAAAGACUGACUUCUUGAACCAUCAAAAGAGAGACCAAUUCUUCCCCAAAGUAUUUGAUGCUAAGAAUACUGAAGGGUUUCCUUUGAGUGUAUAUGAAAGUAAUUUUUUAAUGCUUAUAUUAUAUACCUUAAUUUUAAGUUCAUAAAAACUUCAAAACCUGUUAGAAAAUCUUCUUUAAGCCUUGGGAUCUGUGUGGCAUUUCUAGUGCUCUUUAAAUCAUGUCUCCAGCAGUAUUUACUCACUGGAAACACAUAGAGCGGAAGAGUGGAAACACAGGAAUCUCAGGUGGUUCUUAACUAAUUUGUCAAUAGUGACAAAACUUCAAACAAUCAUGUUUCCCUUGAAUUUUGCAGAAAAGGAAAAUCCAGAGCACUGUUUUGGAUGUUCUUUUAAGUCAGUAUCAUUUUAUCAUUUUAUAUUAGCUGAAUCUAUAACUAAUAUGAAUAUGAAGAUAGGCUUUAUAAAAUAAUUUUUUUCGCAUGAAGUGUACCAUUAUGUUUACCUUUUAUAAAGAAAUGAAUGAGUUGAAUUUGUGCUUUACUACUUAGCAGAUCAUACUAAUGAGUUAAUUAGGUAAUUGCCAUUCUCUCUUUGGGCAGGUCUGAUCAGUUAUUGCUUUGUAACAUCAUCCCUUUAUUUAAUUCGAUAUGGAAUCAAAAUUAGGAGAAAAUAUUUUUGAAUAAAUAAUUUUUUAAUUGAAA